GCAGAUACUGACUGAUAGAGAUCAAAGAUGUUGCAGUUUAUGACAGUGACAUGCCUGAUCCUACAGGCUACACAUUCAGAAGAAUUUCUAACCAAGAGACAUCUGAAUCCUCAAGAAUUCAUGUCCAUUACUGAAAUAAUCCAGUAUUGGGGAUACCCAAGUGAAGAAUAUGAAAUCUUGACAGGUGAUAAUUAUUAUCUGCAGAUAAACAGAAUUCCUUAUGGAAUACAUGAUCCUGGGAAGAAAGGGUCUAAGCCAGCUGUGCUAUUGCAACAUGGUUUGUCAACUGAAGGUAGAUCCUGGAUUGCAAAUCUUCCCUGCAAUAGCCUGGGAUUUGUUCUGGCAGAUGCUGGCUAUGAUGUCUGGAUACUAAACAGCAGGGGAACCACCUGGUCUAGAAGACACCAGAACUUUUCAACUUACCAGGAAGAAUUUUGGGAUUUCAGUUUUCAUGAAAUGGGGAUGUAUGAUAUUCCAGCAGCAAUAAACUUUGUCCUGCAGGAAACUGAGCAAGAAGGAUUAUAUUAUAUUGGCCAUUCCCAGGGUGGCUCAUUAGGUCUUAUUGCCUUUUCAGCUAUGCCAGAGCUUGCUCGAAAAGUCAAACUCUUCAUUGCUUUAGCUCCUGGAUACACACUAGUGAACAGCAAGGGGCUUCUUUAUGAACUUUUUUUAAUACCUGAUCAUUUCAGAAGGAUUAUAUGGGGUAACAAAGAAUACUCAAUUCUUAGUAAUGCAAUAAAAACAGCCAGUGCCAAGAUGUGCAGUCAUGCAGUAAUAGACAGAUUUUGUCUCUUCUUCAUUUUCCUAAAUUUUGGAUUUAAUGAAAAAAAUUUAAAUGUGAGUCAAGCAGAUACAUAUCUUGGAAUUUUUCCUGAUUUUACUUCUGUUAAAACAGUAUCACACUGGGAACAGAUAGCAAAAUCAAGAACAUUUAAAUGUUUCGAUUAUGGAUCCAAGAACAAAGCCAUUUACAACACAACACUUCCACCACUUUAUAGAAUAGAAGAUAUGACUGUGCCAACAGCAGUAUGGAGUGGUGGAAAAGACAUUAUUAUGAACAAAACAGAUACAGAACAGUUGGUCCAUCGAAUCUCUCACUUAGUUUUCUAUAAGAAUAUACCUGACUGGCAAAAUAUGGAUUUUAUGUGGGGUCUUGAUGCUCCAGUUCUCCUAUACCCAGAUAUACUUGCUCUGUUGCAGAAGCAUAAAUAAAAGCUAAAUAUGAAGUGUAAAUUGCAUAUAUGCUAUGUUAAUAUAGGAGCUCUGUUGUAAUUUUGUUAUAUUUGUGGCAUGUUCAGGGCUUAUUUUUCUGAUCCAUUCCUUGCCUGUUUUAUACUCAACACAUUGAAUACUAUCCAGUUUUCUCCUUGUCAGCUACAGUCAAUCAAUUAUCAUACAGAACAAUAAAUGACAAGGGCAUUGCAAAAGAGUAUUUCAUUCACUGUGUGGAAAGCUGGCAGUGGGAAGGAAGGAAGUAUUAGAUGCCUAUCCAUCUCAGAUGUAUUUGUACCCUUGUUAGAGUUGGUAUGCAAAAUAAAACCUAUGGGUUGGGGUGUGCACCAAUUAUCCCCCUGUAUUUUUUGCAUUCUGAAAUUAUUCAAAAAUUCUAAAAAAAUAAAAAUAAAAAAGCUGACUUCCCAUACCAAUUUUUCUCUUCAAAUAUGAAAAAUUUCAGAUCUAUUAAACUGUUAUUUUGGUCUUUCGAUAAUAUGGUGGGAAAAUUAGCAUUUUCUAUUUUCUAUUGUUCUGUAAAAUUAUAGAUGAUUUUAGAAGCUUUUAUAUUAGAAGGAUCUAGGCAUUUUCCCUUUGACAGAACUUUUGCCCUACUUUUAGAAAGCUGACAGUUUUAUUUCACUGAAGCUGCUUUAGAAGAUCCAAAGCAGAAUGUUCUUUUCUUAUAAUGACUCAGGCUCAUUCCGCACAUGCAGAAUAAUGCACUUUCAAACUGCUUUCAGUGCUCUUUGAAGCUGUGCGAAAUAGCAAAAUCCACUUGCAAACAGUUGUGAAAGUGGUUUGAAAAUGCAUUAUUUUGCUUGUGCGGAAGGGGCCGUAGUUUGUUUUAGAACUUUUUUAAUGUGCACUAUUUUUAUGUGCACUAUUUAGAAAGGCCAUUAAAAUGUUUAUCUACACCAGCUAUGAAACAACUAUUCAACUGUGAAAAAAUAUAUUUUGUCCUACUUCAGUGAUUGAAAUCUAGUAAAGACUCCUUCUGUGGUUUUACAUUUCAAAACUAAGUCGGUUUUGAAAUCUGGAUUGCAUGAAUGGAAGGAUGCAACUCGUAACAUUCCAGGGCAGAUAGAACAUCAGUGAAAACUUUUGCUCUUAGGCCAUAAGAAUAUAAGGAGCCUAUGACAGAAGAAUAUAUACUCAAGGAGCUUAUGACAGAAGAAUAACAAUACAGAGUGUAAAGUUUAUGGUUUUCUAACCAAAAACGAUGUCAUCAAUGAUAGCAAUGGUGUAUCUCUUACAAAUUGUGAACUUGUGUAAAUGCCUACAUCUCACCUCUGUAAGUUACUUUUUGCCUCCCGAAUCUUGUCUGAGAUUCUUAUAUUCUGACUGCCGCUAAAUAAACCU
Messenger RNA from Sphaerodactylus townsendi, 2574 nucleotides. Its product is annotated as lysosomal acid lipase/cholesteryl ester hydrolase-like. Gene Ontology annotation, molecular function: hydrolase activity, acting on ester bonds. NCBI's taxonomy places the organism in Eukaryota, Metazoa, Chordata, Lepidosauria, Squamata, Sphaerodactylidae. The coding region runs from base 28 to 1212 and encodes 394 amino acids. The transcript has 9 exons. The record is from RefSeq and is a predicted model, not a curated record.